GCACGAACUAGUAUUUAUCUUGAUUACUGAGGUUUUCAGCGUCUCCUUCAGAUCUGCACUCAAUGUGAGUGCCUCCCAAGCCUUACCCCAGUCCUGGUCCUGGUGCAAAGACUUUCUCAAGAGGCCUGGGCAAGCGUGGCACAGGGGACUGGGCCCAGGGAGAUAUCCUGAUUGGAUUCUCUGGCUGUAUAGAAAGACAGUUUCCAGUGGAGAGUUGCCCCCACCCCAUUAAACCGGAGCCUAAAUCCAAGAAGAGGAAGGGACCUACUUAGGAGUGGGGUAGAUGGUGGGGGUGAGUAGGGACAUGACUUCCUCAAAGACCCAGAGUGAGCACACGCAUCGCUCAGCUGUGGGGCUGCCUGCUUGCCUUUCACAGGUCUCAGGAACAGGACACCCCAAGACACGAAGGUCCAGCAGGAGAAAGAAACAAGGCCAAUCUCAGAUGGAUGGGCCUGGGCAAGAUUCUAUGACCAGCUGUCCCUUCUACACAUAGUGAUGGAGGCAAAUGAGUCUUCUCGUGUGGACUCUGAGUUCCGGUACACCCUCUUCCCGAUCAUUUACAGCAUCAUCUUCGUGCUGGGGGUGAUCGCCAACAGCUAUGUGCUGUGGGUCUUCGCCUGCCUGUACCCUUCCAAGAAACUCAACGAGAUAAAGAUCUUCAUGGUGAACCUCACCAUGGCUGACCUGCUCUUCUUGGUCACCCUGCCCUUGUGGAUCGUCUACUACUACAACCAGGGCAACUGGAUUCUCCCCAAAUUCCUGUGCAACCUGACUGGCUGCUUCUUUUUCAUCAACACCUACUGCUCCGUGGCCUUCCUGGCUGUCAUCACUUACAACCGUUUCCAGGCGGUGACACGGCCCAUCAAGACAGCUCAGGCCACCACCCGCAAGCGUGGCAUCUCCGUGUCCCUGGUCAUCUGGGCGGCCAUCGUGGCUGCCGCAUCCUACUUCUUCGUCCUGGACUCCACCAACGUGGAGCUCGACAAGACCGGCUCGGGCAACAUCACCCGCUGCUUCGAGCAUUAUGAGAAGGGCAGCGUGCCUGUCCUGGUGGUUCACGUCUUCCUCGUGUUCAGCUUCUUCUUGGUCUUUCUCCUCAUUCUCUUCUGCAACCUGGUCAUCAUCCGCAGGCUGCUCACGCAGCCGGUGCAGCUGCAGCGCAACGUGGAGGUCAAGCGCCGGGCUCUGUGGAUGGUCUGCACGGUCUUGGCUGUGUUCAUCAUCUGCUUCGUGCCCCACCACAUCGUGCAGCUGCCCUGGACCCUGGCCGAGCUGGGCUUCCAUAACGGCAACUUCCACCAGGCCAUCAACGAUGCCCAUCAGGUCACCCUCUGCCUUCUUAGCACCAAUUGCGUCUUAGACCCCAUCAUCUACUGUUUCCUCACCAAGAAGUUUCGCAAGCACCUCACUGAGAAGUUUUACAGCAUGCGCAGCACCCGGAAGUGCUCCCGGGCGACCUCGGAGACGGGCACCGAAGUGGUCAUGCCGCUCAGCCACAUCGCUGCCAACUGUCUCAAAAAUUAGUACCUGAUCAUUGGGUCCAGGCCCAGGGGCUUAUCUUCCAU
Suricata suricatta (meerkat) is the source of this 1565-nucleotide messenger RNA. It is a transcript of the gene PTAFR, whose product is annotated as platelet activating factor receptor. Gene Ontology annotation, cellular component: membrane. Gene Ontology annotation, molecular function: G protein-coupled purinergic nucleotide receptor activity; platelet activating factor receptor activity. Gene Ontology annotation, biological process: G protein-coupled receptor signaling pathway; chemotaxis. NCBI's taxonomy places the organism in Eukaryota, Metazoa, Chordata, Mammalia, Carnivora, Herpestidae. Bases 496 to 1524 code for a protein of 342 amino acids. The transcript has 2 exons. The record is from RefSeq and is a predicted model, not a curated record.